Messenger RNA from Gymnogyps californianus (California condor), 2693 nucleotides. RefSeq names its product ribonucleotide reductase regulatory subunit M2 (gene RRM2). Gene Ontology annotation, molecular function: ribonucleoside-diphosphate reductase activity, thioredoxin disulfide as acceptor. The transcript is spliced from 10 exons. Bases 1 to 1215 code for a protein of 404 amino acids. The record is from RefSeq and is a predicted model, not a curated record. NCBI's taxonomy places the organism in Eukaryota, Metazoa, Chordata, Aves, Accipitriformes, Cathartidae. Gene Ontology annotation, cellular component: cytosol. Gene Ontology annotation, biological process: deoxyribonucleotide biosynthetic process.
AUGCUGUCCGCCCGCGUCCCGCUCGCCGUCCGCCACGACCAGCCCCGCAUGUCGCCCAUGAAGAGCCUGUCGCCCAUGAAGGGCCUGGCGCUGGGCGACAAGGAGAACACGCCCCCCGCGCUCAGCAGCGCCCGCGUCCUGGCCACCAAGGCGGCCCGCAAGAUCUUCCAGGAGGGCGACGGGAAGCCGGUGAGCGAGCCGAGCCCGAGCCGCUCUCCGCUGCUCCAGGUGCCGCGGGGUGCGGAGGAGGAGGAGCCGCUGCUGCGGGACAACCCCCGCCGCUUCGUCAUUUUCCCCAUCCAGUACCACGACAUCUGGCAGAUGUACAAGAAGGCCGAGGCCUCCUUCUGGACGGCGGAGGAGGUGGACCUUUCCAAAGACAUUCAGCACUGGGAGUCCCUGAAGCCCGAGGAGAAGUACUUCAUUUCUCACGUCCUCGCCUUCUUUGCUGCUAGCGAUGGCAUCGUCAAUGAAAACUUGGUGGAGCGGUUCAGUCAAGAAGUACAAAUCACAGAAGCUCGUUGUUUCUAUGGCUUCCAGAUUGCCAUGGAAAAUAUACAUUCAGAAAUGUACAGUCUUCUUAUUGACACCUACAUUAAAGAUUCUAAAGAGAGGGAAUUUCUUUUUAAUGCUAUUGAAACAUUACCAUGUGUUAAAAAGAAGGCUGACUGGGCCAUGCGCUGGAUUGGGGACAAGAAAGCAACAUAUGGAGAACGCGUAGUAGCUUUUGCAGCAGUGGAAGGAAUUUUCUUUUCUGGCUCUUUUGCAUCAAUUUUUUGGCUGAAGAAAAGAGGAUUAAUGCCUGGACUCACUUUUUCUAACGAACUCAUCAGUAGAGAUGAGGGCUUGCACUGUGAUUUUGCCUGCCUCAUGUUCAAGCACUUGAUACACAAACCAUCAGAGGAGAGAGUAAAGGAAAUCAUCACGAAUGCUGUUCUCAUAGAACAGGAAUUCUUGACGGAGGCAUUGCCUGUAAAGCUGAUUGGCAUGAACUGCACUUUAAUGAAACAGUACAUAGAGUUUGUAGCAGACCGGCUUAUGUUGGAACUGGGAUUUAACAAGAUAUACAAAGCGGAGAAUCCUUUUGACUUCAUGGAAAACAUCUCUCUGGAAGGCAAGACCAAUUUCUUUGAGAAGCGAGUAGGUGAAUAUCAGAGGAUGGGAGUCAUGUCGAAGCCCACAGACAACUCUUUCACCCUGGAUGCGGAAUUUUAAAUGAACUGAGACCAUAUGAGUUAGUGUGUACGCUCCCCUGUUUACAGGGAAACGUUAAAUAUAUUGAGUCAGUGUGACUUGAUUCCUGUACUAAAAUCCCACUCUUGAAAAGUGUGGUGAUAUUGGUACUCUUCAGGAGGCUAGUGUAGCUCCAGCAGUAAAAUCGCUUUUUAUUAGACUUUGCCAAUGGUGUUAAUUCAUAGAAUGUUUAGAUGUAUCUCUUACAACAUAUGCUACUCCAUUUUGUGGAAGAUAUGGGCACCUUCCUUCUGCAAGACAGGAGGUUAUGGGCAGUGACCACUAGCUUCUGCUGGUCUCCCCAUAAACAAAGGAGCAGUUGAGAAAUUCUAGUCUUAAAUUUGCUGAAUACUCUGCAGAAAACUCCGGAGGCAACUACAUGACCUCACUGCUUUCUUAGCAGGUUUUAAGUUUAUCUUUUUUACUAUUGUUUUAAUAGUUUGUACAUAAACAUGGCACUUUAAUGUUUAAAAUAAAGAACUGUCUUGUAAUAAUUGGCAGUGGUAAAAUGCAAGUCUAAAUCUUUAGACUUUUGCAACCUAACCUGUCAUGACUUGUGCUUCUUUCUGGGUAUGUAACUUAAAUGGUGCUGUGAAUCUAACCGUUGAUUUUGAAAUCUAUCGAAGAACAGGAAGAAACUUGGUAUGGAAGGUGAAGAACUUAAGUUGGAUAUUCUGGGUACUGAAAAGUAACAUGCAGCUGGCUUCUGGAUGUAAUUGCUUAUUCUUUAAUAUCUGGGAACAGUAUUUCAUAUAAUAGCAAUAAAGAGCUGGUUGGAUUGUCUUGUACUGGCUUCAGUGCUCUAACGGGCAAAGCUAUGUGUUAAUUUCCUUCUGAAUUGCAGACUUUCGAGGAAGUGCAAGUUCUGCAGGAAAUAGCUGCUUAGUCAUGUAGUUGGUAGAUGUCAAGUGAAACUGUUACGCUUAGCUCUGACUUUCAGAUCAACUGCACUAAACGGAUGAUGUUUCAGGGUAAAUUCAGCUAAUUCAGGCUGGAGCAGUAUUCUUAGCUUCUGCAUCAUGCAGUUAAGUUUUGGUUUUAAUACAUAACAGUAGUGAAAACAAAGUAUGUGCUACAACAUUGUUACUCCACACUAAACAUGGAGAAGUUUAUACUAACACAGGAAUGAGUAUGCUUAAUAUAACUUUGGUAACGGCAUGUGGUUGUGAAGGAGUUCCCUAUGGUCUCAAGAGUUCCUGCAAAUGAUUUGCAGUGAGAUUAAAUAACAAUGGGAUAGACUGAAAGUAGCUACUGCCUUGAUGUACAAAAAGGAGUUUAUUCCAUGAUCUAAUCUAACACCUAACAGGGACUGUCCUGCAAGUCUGCCUUCCUCAAGUGUAGUUGAUACGGAAAAUAAACUUUACAGAUCUUAAAGCAUUUCCUUGAAAGGAAAGAAUGCUGGAGUUUGCUUUUCUGCUAAAGUGCUCCCUCUUUUGAAGUAUAAUAUAUAUGGUGCUUCU